Messenger RNA from Sceloporus undulatus (fence lizard), 1741 nucleotides. It is a transcript of the gene TTC9, whose product is annotated as tetratricopeptide repeat domain 9. The coding region runs from base 94 to 717 and encodes 207 amino acids. Lineage: Eukaryota; Metazoa; Chordata; Lepidosauria; Squamata; Phrynosomatidae. The transcript has 3 exons. The record is from RefSeq and is a predicted model, not a curated record. Gene Ontology annotation, molecular function: protein binding.
AGCAGCAGCAGCAGCAGUGCGAAGAGGAGAAGACGAGGCGCCCUUGCUGUCUGUCUGUCUGUCUGUCUGUGUGGCGCUGGCGCUGGCGCUGGCAUGGAGGGUCCGAGGGAGGCGCCGGGGCCCGGGCCCUCCUCCUCCUGCUGCUGCCGCCGGCCCCCCUCUGCCUCUGCCCCUGCCUCUGCCUCGGGCCCCCCUUCUGGCCCGGAGCCCCCGGAGCUGCUCCGCCGGGCGCUGGAGUUCAAGAGCCAAGGGGCGCAGUGCUACAAGGAGAAGAAAUUCCGCGAAGCCAUCGGCAAGUACCACCGGGCGCUUCUGGAGAUGAAGGGGCUGCUCCUGGCCCCCGACCAGGAGGAAGAGGAGGAGGAAGGCCAGCCCGGACCCCGAGCCCGCCUCAGCCAGGCCCAGAGGCAGCUCCUGGAGAGCACCGAGGUCGACUGCUACAACAGCCUGGCAGCCUGCCUCCUUCAAGCUGAGCUGGUGAAUUAUGAGCGAGUCAAAGAAUACUGCCUGAAAGUACUGAAGAAGGAAGGAGAGAACUUCAAGGCACUCUAUCGGUCAGGUGUGGCCUUCUACCACCUCGGAGACUACAACAAGGCACUUUACUACUUGAAUGAAGCACGGUCUCGACAGCCAACAGAUACCAAUGUUAUACGGUACAUCCAGCUGACAGAAAUGAAGCUUAGCAGAUGUUCCCAGAGAGAAAAAGAUGCUUUGUGAGAAGAAACUGAGUUAUGAGUGGACAUUUCCUCCCUGAUGAUGCCCAUGCAGUGGUUCUUCCGCCCAUACGGUUCUACCUUAGUUGACAGUUUUUCUUGCACACUCCCCUCUUUACUUUUGAUCUGAGCUCAAAUGGGUUGUUUUUGAAGGAGAAUCAAACUUUGGAUCUGGCUUUGGCUAUUUGAUGGCCUAACAAUACCUCAGUCCUCCUAGCACAAUUCUGUGGUCAGCCAUGUUCUGGAACUUGGAAGGAAGGAAACUAAAGGACUGAAGGAAACAAGGGAGGGGGGGGGUCUACUUUGCCUUGUGCUUGCUUAGUGGUUGCUGCUGUUGCUGUACCAACAAACAAACAAAAAACAAUCCACAGCUCACCCUUUCUUUCAAAUGAUAAGAUGACAAUGAAUAAAGAAAAAUCUUCAGCUAUCUAGGGAGACAUAUACUCUGCAACCCACUUGGGCAGCUUCCUUGCACUUGUUGAUUGUUGUAAUCCAGAGAGAGGCUAUCUGCUCAAGAUCUCAUGUCAAUGAGAUCCAUUUGCAAUAUGCUGUUUUUAAAACAUGAGUUGGGGGAGAUAUACUUUAAGCAAUGAACUUUAAAGCCUGGAAAGGCUUUGAGACAUGGGCAAAGCUAAAGGAGAAUGUGAAAGGACACUGCAUUGUUUCGGGAAUAAUACUGUGGAAUGAUUAAUAUUGAAUAUACAUUGUUUGACAGGCAGCAAACCUAUAUACAUACAUAAUAUAUAUAUAUAUAUUUUAGAAGGCACACCUGGGCCUAAAGGAGUGUCUAAAGGAGCAGCAUGACUUUGUAACUAGUUUCAGUCCAAACUGUGGAAACUGGAGCACUGAAUUAUGGUUUUAUCACCAUCUUGAUAUGCACCUGUGGGCAAGUCACUUACUUUUUCUGUGCCUCAGUUUCUCCAUCUGUAUAGUGGGGAUACUAAUGCCUCCCUACCUCACAGGGGGUGUUGUGAGGGUUUGUUAGUUAAUGUUUGUACAGUGCUGAAUAUUAUUAUUGGUACACUGGA